Messenger RNA from Maylandia zebra (zebra mbuna), 1116 nucleotides. RefSeq lists its product as uncharacterized. Lineage: Eukaryota; Metazoa; Chordata; Actinopteri; Cichliformes; Cichlidae. The record is from RefSeq and is a predicted model, not a curated record.
AACCUCACAGGUGACUUCCAUCUGUGCUUGGUUGCUGGAACAAUGGGAGCUGUUCGGACCAUUCUCGUUUGUCUGCUGGCUGUUUGGCUUGCUGGAGUCAGUGGAUUGAAUCACAGACAGAAUAAAGUGCUGCAGAGGGAAAAGACAGGUCUUGGAGCCAAUGAUGGUUCAAUACAGAGAGCGCUUGUCCUGCUCCAGUCAAUAUUGACUCAAAAUGUUGAUGAAGUACAACAGGAAACUAAUGAAGUGGAUACUGAAGCAUCAGUUGGAAACUUGAAAUCUGGAUUGCCUUUGAAAAAGCCAAACAACGUUAAAACCGUGAAGGGAAAAACUGGAGUCAGUCAGAAUGUUGGUUUCCAGGGAGGUUUCUCUAAACCGAGUGACUCCAACGCCACGGCGGGCGGCCUGCCGACUGACUCCAACGCCACGGCGGGCGGCCUGCUGAGUGACUCCAACGCCACGGCGGGCGGCCUGCUGAGUGACUCCAACGCCACGGCGGGCGGCCUGCUGAGUGACUCCAACGCCACGGCGGGCGGCCUGCUGAGUGACUCCAACGCCACGGCGGGCGGCCUGCUGAGUGACUCCAACGCCACGGCGGGCGGCCUGCUGAGUGACUCCAACGCCACGGCGGGCGGCCUGCUGAGUGACUCCAACGCCACGGCGGGCGGCCUGCUGAGUGACUCCAACGCCACGGCGGGCGGCCUGCUGAGUGACUCCAACGCCACGGCGGGCGGCCUGCUGAGUGACUCCAACGCCACGGCGGGCGGCCUGCUGAGUGACUCCAACGCCACGGCGGGCGGCCUGCUGAGUGACUCCAACGCCACGGCGGGCGGCCUGCUGAGUGACUCCAACGCCACGGCGGGCGGCCUGCUGAGUGACUCCAACGCCACGGCGGGCGGCCUGCUGAGUGACUCCAACGCCACGGCGGGCGGCCUGCUGAGUGACUCCAACGCCACGGCGGGCGGCCUGCCGACUGACUCCAGUUCACUAAAUGUGAAGCAGCUGAAGUUGGUGCUGGAAGACUUGACUUUGGCUUUGGAAUCUUACACUGAUUCCACAGUCCUGACACAAUAGCAAGAAAACUGCUUUGCUCUUGAAUAAAACUCUUAACUUCAA